UGCUCCUUGCUUCAUCGGAGAUUGUUUGCGCUGCUGCAGGUGUAGUGGUCAGGGCAGAAGUUUUGCAGGUGCAACCGUGCCAGACAGCAACGCAGGAAUGCUUGCUCUGUGAUUGGUGUAUGUGGGGACAAGAUGAUCGACUCAUUCAGCAUCGCUUGAAAGCGUGUCGUCAGUUGCCAUGUCUCUCGAUGUGGCAGAAAUUGCCCGUGGGCCCCGCUCCCAUCGGGCACACUGCACCAGUUGCACCUGUCAUACGACGGACUUGCCACCGAAGUUCAGGGAAGGUUCAGAGCUACGGCGCGCUCCCGUCCGGUUCCAAUGUUCAUCACCCGCGUCUGGUUCUGUGCAGACGGCGUUGCUGGAAGAUUGGACGGCACUGCGCGUGCCGUGCUGCUGUGCAACAGUCGGAGGAGGUCGCCUGCAAAGAACCAUGCUGUACCUGCAGGGGAAGGCUGUCAAGGCUGCCAGACAUGUGAUGCAGGUGGUAAGCCACUCCAGGCCCGCACCUCAAGAAGCAACGCUGGAACACUGUCGCGGCGCGAGCACGAGCUCCGCCGUUUGCGGCGGGCGUGUCUUCCUUCCCGAUCGAAGCUGUGCCUGCAAUUUUCCUCCGACAGCGUUGCCGUGGGCGGGCUUUAAAUAUUGGCUUUGGGCUCCCACUACUCCAGCGGUCUGCACACCAAUGAAUCGCGCUCGUCAACUGGUAGUUGUAUGAUAACUGCGCCGAGGCCGUCAUUCUACCUCUCUUGGACUGCUUGUUCGCAGACUUCUCGGUCAAAUUUGCAAAAGCUGCCUGUGGCUUCUUCUGUGCUUCCAGAAAAGACCUGACAGUUCUCAAGCACCUGGUUCCUAUUCCUGCAGUCACGGCGCGGCCUGAGUCCUAAGCGCGGCGAUCAAUCACCAGCGCUCAACUCCCGCACACGCCAAUAUCUAAGAACGAGCACUUGCGCUGGCAGCAGAGUACACACAGAGUGUGCGCCC
Messenger RNA from Didymella exigua CBS 183.55, 981 nucleotides. RefSeq lists its product as uncharacterized. The transcript is spliced from 2 exons. The record is from RefSeq and is a predicted model, not a curated record. The coding region runs from base 179 to 715 and encodes 178 amino acids. Lineage: Eukaryota; Fungi; Ascomycota; Dothideomycetes; Pleosporales; Didymellaceae.